This is a messenger RNA of Anneissia japonica, 6112 nucleotides long. RefSeq names its product cytochrome P450 1A1-like. The transcript has 5 exons. Lineage: Eukaryota; Metazoa; Echinodermata; Crinoidea; Comatulida; Comatulidae. The coding region runs from base 1911 to 3338 and encodes 475 amino acids. Gene Ontology annotation, molecular function: oxidoreductase activity, acting on paired donors, with incorporation or reduction of molecular oxygen; iron ion binding; monooxygenase activity. The record is from RefSeq and is a predicted model, not a curated record.
UCUGCUAUUUGACUGAAUGCAUAGGCCUAUUAUAAAAUUUGAUCUGCAGUUUUAGUGAUCAUCAAGCCGCCACAUUUAGCCUUUAUAUGUACGUGGUUACUAUACCGUAUUAUUGUCGUGUAAUAAGGCGACCCUGAGUUUGAGAAUAUUUUUGGACGAAUCCCCCCCCCCCCCCUUACUCCCGUUUCACCGUCGAAAGUUCUUACUUUUUGCUGUUCUUUUUGGUCUUGAUACUGCAUCUAGUUGGCUAAAAUUAAGCCAAAUGUCGGGCUAAUCUUUCAAAUAAUACCAUUUUAUGGACAUUUUCAUUUCAUCAAAAUCUUAUUUUUCCCAUUCAAAAUUGCGUUCGUACUAAAGCCGAACUCACGCCUUCAGACGGUCGUCGAAUAUGAUUUUAAUCUUUAACUUUGUAUUACUUUCGGCUCCACACUGUAUACCCUAUUUUUACGUGUAAUUCUUCAUUGGAGGCUAUUUUCAUUAUCUUAGACCAAGGUUAGUAAACAUUUUAUGACCUUAUGCCACCCGCUUUUCCAGGUCAUUAAAAACAACCAUGACCUAUCAUUAGCCGAUAAAUAGAUAGUAGAAUUGUAUGCAAUUUAGGUUGCGUGUAUUGUAAAUGUAUGUAUUGAACACGAUUAAUGUACUCUUAAGUUAUUAUAUUAACAAUAACAUUUCUCUUGAAAGAUCAUGCACCAUUUGAGCCAUUUGCUCAAUUAGGAAAAUGUGUCCGUGCAAAAAAAAAAAAAAAAAAAAAAAAAAAAUCUCAAUUUGGAGGAGACAAAUUCACAAAUAAAACAUUUAACAUGUUGUUAAUAAGUCAAUAUUUCUUCCUGCCAAACGCUACGUACCGAACAACCAGUCGCCUAUUUUUUUUAUGUUACAUUCAGUCCCGGAGUUAUAUAUCACUCCGUCCCAUUCUCGAAUUGGCGACUUACGAAAAGUCAAAUUACCGUUUGUGCUGAUGAUCUAGAGUGUGCAAUGACUACCAAACGUAGUAACAGCUUCAGCUUUUUUUGUGGUUUGGAAAUCGUUAUUUUAAAUUGUGUAUCUAAAUGAUGUUGACUGACUCAAUAUUAAUAAUAUUAAUAUUAGUAACCUGGAAAAACCCGUGGUAAAGGAAUGUGCGCUUUAAUUAUAAAUACUGUACUCGGUAACAAAUAACAAACAAAUGCGACAUAUAAGCAUGGACCUAUUAAUACUCUUAUUAAUAGGUCCAUGAUAUAAGCAUAUAGACCUACAAGCUCCAUGUUAUAACCAAGUUACAUGCAAAACUUUCCUUAAUUCCCAAUUGUGUAUUUGUUUAUUAGAUAAUACGACACGAAAAAUAUGAAUUGCACUCGAAUAUUGAAAAGUGUGUGAACUCUCACCGCCGAAUUAAUGAUAGGUACAAAUCAUUAGUUAAAGUUACAAUCGAUUUUUUCUGCAAUUAUUGUUAAACUUCAAUUUGGUGUAGAUUUUAUCUUGUCGGAUUACAAUAUAGUGAGUAUUUGAUUGAAAGUUCAUUUGAUUGAUUGAAGGUCAAACAAUGCAAAAGUAAAUCUGUUUCAAGGUGAUGAUUGUAUAAGAUCAGACAACACAGUUUGAAACCAUUUUUUCAGUUUUAAAUUAAGCAGUUUGUAUUGUCCUUACGGCAAUUUUUAUUGUCCUUACUGAGUGAGGGUGGGAUUGUUCGUACGCCAAUGUUUGUCUAUUUUGGCCCUAAUGGCCGCCCAUAUAUACCAUGAAGAACAAAUCUGAACAGACUGAAAGUUGACAGCCUGACGUAUGACAUUGAUGACAUAUUACUUCUGCAAAUUCCAGCUGUUGACGGAAGCGUGACUGAAAAUCUAAAUACAGACAAUUGUGAAAUCGGCCAGCAUUCAGAGUACUGCUAUAUCCACUUGGUUAUUGUUAAUAUUGGCCUAUUUAGUAUGGCUACUCGUAGAAAAGGUGGCAGUGGAGAUAGAGAUACAUAUACGAAAAUAGAAGAUCCAACGGAAAACAAAAAGCUACUAGGUCCAGAACAAAGUUAUUUGUUUGGAAAUCUGUUACAAAUCGAUGAUAAAUCCCAUUUGUCUUGGACUAAAUGGAGCGAGGAACUUGGAGCUGUUUAUGAAAUCAGUUUGGGACCGAUGGGGAAAGCUAUCGUACUUAGCGGAGCUGACGAGAUUGCAGCUGCAUAUGGACCUGGUUCAGAAAACGACAUUAAAUUCAGUGACAGGUGGAGACCACCGAUACUCGAAAAGAUUGGAUACGCAGGAAGCAUCACAUGGGAAGACUGGUUAGAGGGAGCUAAACAGAGAAAACAUCUUUUACAUGAAGUUUUCAAAAGCAUGGACAUGGAAGGACUUUUUAAGAAUGAGGUAGAUGCAGUCUGCGAAGUGUUGAGUAACAAGGAACUAGUCGACGUGUGUGAACUACUGAAUCAAGCUAACAACAACAUCCUUCUGUCGAUUACACUCAACCGAGGAGAUCGUUAUGAGUAUACAGACGACGAAUUCAAAACGUUAUCAGAAGUCAUUUUGGCAAAUAAUGACCGCUCUCUGAUAGGAAGCCCCGUAAAUUUGAUGCACUGUCUCUGGCACACUCCUUUCUACAAUUCAACACGCCGAGAUCUUGAAAAGUUGAAGACGACAAUACAACCGUAUAUUGACUCACAUCGUGCUGACUUCGACAGAGAGAACAUCCGUGACCUCAUAGAUGGCUAUCUAGGAGGGAUUGGAGAAACAUCGUUUGAUGUGCAAGAAGUUAUAAUCAAUAUCUCUAGUCUCUUUCCAUCCGCAUGCUCUUUGCGAGCUACAAUGCAGUAUAUUAUUCUGUUUGUAAUAAGCGACGAUGAUGUUCAAAAGAAGAUUCAAGAAGAGAUUGAUCGAGUUUUGAAUGAUGCUACUGAAGAGUACGAUGAAGUUUUAGCUGAUAAGAUACCAUACAUCAACGCAGUGAUCAAGGAAUCUCUGCGAUUGGCUAGUCCAGUUGGUCAGCUGCUUCCGCAUUGUCCAAUCAAAGAUACAAAGUUUGAGGGUUACGAAUUCAAAAAAGAUACACCUAUUUUUACAAACCUUUGGGGACCAAAUCACGAUCCUGAAAACUGGCCGGAUCCGUAUGUGUUUAAACCUGAUCGCUGGUUGGACACUGACGACCUGCCAACAUUUGUGCCGCUUGGAUCAGGAUUAAGACAGUGUGGUGGAUACCCAGUGGCUUUUAAAGCACUUCGCAUACUCACGUUUACUGUUUUCAAGAGAUUUCAUCUGAAAAGUGUCGAAGGGGAGAAGCUACCAACACUGGAAGAUAGCUUUAUGUUAGCUGGUACUACCCAUCCAAACCACUUCAAUGUCACUGCAACACACAGAGUGUCUUAGGCCUGCCGAUAGAAUUUCUAUGUUACCAUCUCGCCCUGUUUCGUCGGCUCGUGUAGCUUCAACGGUACACUUGAUAAUCCCCAAAACCAAACUGGAAUCCACUACCUGAAUUGUGACCUAGUAGGCUGAUGAUGGAUUUAGAGUCUGGAUACGUUCCUGACGACACAAUCUAGGCUUAUAUGGAACUAAACUAACUAUAUGUUUUUACUAUAUUAUUAGAUGGAAUCUUCGCGAAAUUUGUAAUUAACAUUUAUUAUGUUUUUCUAGUUGUAUUAUUAUUUAUUAUUUCUGUUAUUCUGCUUAUUCUAAUAUUUAAAUUUAAUUAUACAAUAGCUUUUUUUCCAAAUUAACUGUAGGCCUACUCCAUGAUAUAUUGGGUCAUAAUACUUAGUCAGGACCCUAUCGACGCAAAAUAUUGUUUCAAUUUACAGUAAUAUUUUACUUGUGGUAAAUUGAAUACCGUACUGUAUAUGUUUACUAUUUUAAUUAUAGACUAAUACUUUUUGUUAGAGAAAUGAAAUAUAAUUUCUUUUUACUAAACUUUGAGAAUUUAGAUAAAGCAAAACGAUGUAUAUAAACAGGAUAAAUCUGGGUAAAUGAGCUCUCUGAACAUAUUUAAUUUUAUUUUGCUUGCGCAUUGCGAUAACUUUAAGUUUACAUGCAAAGAGCAUGGAUUUGCGGGAGAUAGGUUAAUUUCUGGGAAAUCAUUGCUUGUCUGCUUGCGGGAAGGCCGUCCCGAUAUCCGGGAAACUCGGGACCCCUGUUACAACAACAUGUUGCAGUAUCAAGUCAUGUAUCACUACGUUAUGUAAAUGAGGUAAAUGUGAAUGUAGGAAGUAAGCCAUUACUUGCAAGUUCAUUGUGCUGAGUUUGAGGGGCGUGGAUUUUGCUCACUGUUGCAGCAGUAUGUAUGAGGCGCCAGCGUAAUGAACCAGCAUCAGGGUAGACGGUACUCGAGCCACAUAUGUAAAAUGGACCGCCGGCGUUUAGGCAUUUUCCAAGAAGACAUUUUCCAAUAACUAGUUUAAGGCUGUAAAAAUGGCGCCCCUGCAAUGUCAUGAAUUCAAUCGACUAUCAUAAUUAUUAUUGUUAUUAUCAAAACUACUGUCCAAUUAGUAUACAUACAGAUACAGGUACAGAUAUUUUUUUAUUGUCAUUUGUCAGAGAGAAAUUGUUAUGCUCAUGUUAAACCUGUUAAAUUAGAUAAGUUAAAAGUACAAGAAAACAACGAAAAUCAAUGAACUAUGUACCGGUAUCCUGGGGGGGGGGAGUCGGUCAUAUUCAAGGGUCGCAGUCUGUAUACCACACUAUUAACAAUUUAUAGGGUGUUAUAGAGGGCCCUAGCAGAUUCCUAGAAACAGCAAUAAUGUUAAAUUGACAGUUGAGAACAUCUGGAAUUGUGAUUGUUUACAAAAUAUAAUAUAACUUUUGCUUAUGAACUAUAAAAUAACAAAUCCAGUUUAUUUUAUACUUUUUAAUUGUAUCGAGUGAAGAUAAAAUAGAUGUACAGGUAUUUGAAUUUGAGUAUAGGCCAUAUAAUAUCUCGUGGACAUUUGGCUUACGGCUUUUUUAUUACUUUUCUGUGCGUCUGAAUGUCAAGUGGUUCUUAGGUGAUUAGCUUGAAAUAUUCAUUUUGGUGCACUGUAAAACCAGGACGCAAUCUUGUCCCCGCUUAUGGUGACACGUUUAAAAGAUAAAGCCAGAUUUCCAUAAAAUCGCUACACUGUCGCUUCAAUGUUUUCAGUGUAAUCGUUGUAUUGUAUUGCGUGCGGUGCCCGACGCAAUCGGGAAAGCUCCUAGAUUCUGAUUCUACCAACCAAUCAGCACCGAAUAAAGCUGCCGGCCAUAUCGUGUAGCGAUUGUAUGAAAACUCAGCCAAAAAUAGUUAAGUAUACAGUAUUUAUAUUAUGUGCUGAGGAUCUUGGCGUGUAUAGUUUAAGAAAAAUGCUUAGGUAUUUCAUAUCACUGGUCUAUGGUAUGAUUAAUAAUGCCAAAGCUCAUUUCAUGCUAGGCACGCACUGUCGCUAUGCCUAAAACACGUUAGCUUUUGCUACGCCUAAACACGUUCAUCUUUUCAACUUACUGUAUCACCAAAAGUGGGACAAGAUUGUGUGUGUACCUUCGUGUUUAACCAUUCAAAUGGGUGUCUAGAAAACUAAGAUCUAGAAAAUUAAGACCUAAGAUAUCUUAGUUUUCUAAAACUAAGAUCUAGAAAACUAAGAUUUGUACAGUCAUUGUUCAGGAAACAAUCAUUAAUGCUAGAUAAAUAUAUGAGGAAAGCAAAUAAAUAAAUAAUGACUAUCUAGGAAGCUUUAACAAUCUAAUGAAUUAAUCCAACCUGUAGAAUUUCCAUUAAUUCAAAUAAAACUAUGCCAAAUGGUCUGUACAGUAAAAUCAAGGAUAGAUUACAGUACUUCCAAAUUCCUUAGAAAAUAUGAAUCCCACUUCAGAGAUAAUGGUACAACCUUAUUUUACUGGUUUAAAAUCAAAAUAACUCAUGAUAUAAUGGUACAACCCAUCAUUAAAAAUCUUAGUUUUUCUAGGUCUAGGAAAGUAAGAUUUAUCUUAGUUUUCUAGAUCUAGAAAACUAAGAUAUCUUAGGUCUUAGUUCUCUAGAUAGUUUUCUAGACACCCCAUUCAAAGUACGGUUUCUGUCUUUUGUGGUGUAAAAUUGAUGAUGUUUAAUUUUCAUGGCCUUGGUGUCCUUUCUAGCAUUGAGGAUUUGUUUACUGCUAACAUAUUUAUAAUAAUAAACGUUGCUAAAUUCACGCAAA